Molecule: messenger RNA, 14993 nt
Organism: Hipposideros armiger (great roundleaf bat)
Lineage: Eukaryota; Metazoa; Chordata; Mammalia; Chiroptera; Hipposideridae
Gene: ADRA1A
Product: adrenoceptor alpha 1A
Exons: 2
Coding region: 666-2066 (466 amino acids)
Biological process (GO): adenylate cyclase-activating adrenergic receptor signaling pathway; regulation of vasoconstriction; phospholipase C-activating G protein-coupled receptor signaling pathway
Cellular component (GO): plasma membrane
Molecular function (GO): alpha1-adrenergic receptor activity
Source: RefSeq, a predicted model, not a curated record
GGACGCGGGCAUGCAACGCUCCGCAGCCGCCUGUCUUGGCAAACGUUUCACAUCCCUGUCCCCAGGCAUGUGCGCCUAGAAAGAAGCUGGAUCUAUCACGAGUCCACGGCGGGCCAGCCACACUGUGGGUUACUGCGGACCAGAAGAAGUGCCCAGAUGUCAAUGGUCCCCGCCUUUGAGAGUCGAUGACAGACCGGUACUUGCUUGUGGUUUGGAGGGAGACUGGUAUUGGAUUUUUGAAUUCCAAAUUACAUGCAGAAUGCUGAAUCUUCUAAUCAAAAGGGAUCAGACAGUGCAGAAAACCGGACUUCCGUAAUUCUGGGAUUGCGUUUUGCAACUUGUCUCCAGGUUGGCACCAAGCCUCGGGUCGGUAGGGAGUUGGGACCUGCGGCCAGCGCAGCGGGUGAAGGAGGUCCGCGAGCAGCCCCGAGCACUCCUGGCCAUGUCGCCUUUAAUGCCCUGCCCCUUUGCGUGGCCUUCUGAGGGUUUCCAGGGCUGGCCGGGGUUGCUACCCACCCGUGCGCUCUCUGUCACCCCCAGCCAACCCCAGCGGGCAAAGCUCCCCCGAGCCGAGACCUUUUGACUCCCUGCUCCCUCGCUCCCGCCUCCGCCCCCGCCCGGGGGUGGCCCUCGAGACACGGACCUCGCCCAGCCCAGCAGAGACCAUGGUGUUUCUCUCUGGAAAUGCCUCCGACAGCUCCAACUGCACUCACCCGCCAGCACCGGUGAACAUUUCCAAGGCCAUUCUGCUCGGGGUGAUCUUGGGGGGCCUCAUCAUUUUCGGAGUACUGGGGAACAUCCUCGUGAUCCUCUCCGUGGCCUGCCACCGGCAUCUGCACUCGGUCACUCACUACUACAUUGUCAACCUGGCCGUGGCCGACCUUCUACUAACCUCCACCGUGCUGCCCUUCUCUGCUAUCUUCGAGAUCCUGGGCUACUGGGCCUUUGGCAGGGUCUUCUGCAGUAUCUGGGCGGCGGUGGAUGUCCUGUGCUGCACCGCGUCCAUCAUGGGGCUCUGCAUCAUCUCCAUCGACCGGUACAUCGGCGUGAGCUACCCGCUGCGCUACCCCACCAUCGUCACCCAGAAGAGGGGUGUCAUGGCUCUGCUCUGUGUCUGGGCGCUCUCCCUUGUCAUCUCCAUCGGGCCUCUGUUCGGCUGGAGGCAGCCGCCCCCUGAGGAUGAGACCGUCUGCCAGAUCACCGAGGAACCCGGCUACGUGCUCUUCUCUGCGCUGGGCUCCUUCUACCUGCCGCUGGCCAUCAUCCUGGUCAUGUACUGCCGGGUCUACGUGGUGGCCAAGAGGGAGAGCCGGGGCCUCAAGUCUGGCCUCAAGACCGACAAGUCGGACUCGGAGCAAGUGACGCUCCGCAUCCAUCGGAAAAAUGUCGCGGUAGGAGGCAACGCGGGGCCCAGCGCUAGAAACAAGACGCACUUCUCCGUGAGACUCCUCAAGUUUUCCCGGGAGAAGAAAGCGGCCAAAACUCUGGGCAUCGUGGUCGGCUGCUUCGUCCUCUGCUGGCUGCCUUUUUUCUUAGUGAUGCCCAUUGGGUCUUUCUUCCCUGAUUUCAAGCCCUCAGAAACAGUUUUUAAAAUAACAUUUUGGCUCGGAUACCUAAACAGCUGCAUCAACCCCAUUAUAUACCCAUGCUCCAGUCAAGAGUUUAAAAAGGCCUUUCAGAAUGUCCUGAGAAUGCAGUGUCUCCACAGGAAGCAGUCUUCUAAACGUGCCCUGGGCUAUACCCUGCACCCACCCAGCCACGCCCUGCAGGGGCCGCACAAGGACCUGGUGCGCAUCCCCGUGGGCUCAGGAGAGACCUUCUAUAAGAUCUCCAAGACGGAUGGGGUCUGUGAAUGGAAGUUUUUCUCUUCCCUGCCCCGUGGAUCGGCCAGCAUUACAGUGUCCAAAGACCAAUCAGCCUGCACCACAGCCCGGGUGAGAAGUAAAAGCUUUUUGCAGGUCUGCUGCUGCAUGGGGCCCUCGACACCCAGCCAUGGAGAGAUCCAUCAAGUUCCAACAAUUAAGAUCCACACCAUCUCCCUCAGUGAAAACGGGGAGGAAGUCUAGAGGACAGGAAAGGUCAGAAGGAAUGGGGGAUACUCUUAGGCACCCACUCUGCUUCCUACUCGAAAGGCCAGUUCACUCUUCCUGGAUGAUGAGACAGGACCCUGAAACCAGGGACCAUCUGGGAAUGGGGUGGGGGAGGAGGCCUAACUCUUGGGCAAUGGGUAGAGCUCAGGGAGGAGGGAGGACAUCACAACCACCCAGUUCCAAAUGAGGAUAAACAGCACUUCCUUGAGGCCAAAGUUCUCUCGGGCAUCCUUCUCCAUGACUGGCCCUUUCAACGAAAACCACCAUGGGAAACAGAAUUUCAUACACAAUCCAAAAGACUAUAAAUAUAGGAUUAUGAUUUCAUCAUGAAUAUUUUCAGCACACACUCUAAGUUUGGAUCUAUUUCUUGGUGGAGUGAGGGGAUUUAUUUUCAGGCUACACUUACUGACAGCCACGUUGGAUAUUUAUGGGGAGAGGGCCGGGAGAGGAAGAGUCUUAAGAUGGUGGCUGAUAUCCACGCACAUUUUUUUUUAGAGCAAGUUCUAAACUCCACCACUUCUGAUACAUCCACUGUAUCAGCUUGGGGGAACCUUGACAGAGAUUUACCUUUUGCUGCAAUCUGACUGGAUACUGUACCUGAUGCCUUCUAAGGAUGAGGGUGAGGGGCAUUCAUUCUGUUUCUGAACUUAUGGAGACACAUCCUCUAUGCUUGGGUUUUAGAGAGCGUUGAAAGAAUCAGUCAGUGGAAAGAUGGCUUUUCCUAAUAGAAGACAGGAGAGAUGAGGGUCAUUUUUUUCAACUUAACUACUAUGGACACAAUUCCAUCAAGCAGUUCCAAGAUCAGAUGGGAGAAGUCUUUCUGUGGAGCAUAUUGAAAGAUCAAGUGGUUGGGGUAGGAUGCGAGUGGGUGUUAAUUUCAUGCUCAAGUAGAAGCUUUAAAAUUACCCCACACUUUUUUGACAUGGCCUCGUAAGGCCUUUCUUGGCAAAUCACUUACACUUUUCUAGAACUCCAUUGUGAACAUUCACAGUGUAUAGUGUUUUGAAAGGCACACCUUGACUUCCAUUUUUCCUCAGCUGCUUCACUAUUACAUAAUGAGCAAGGUUCAAGGUCCCCAGUGCACCUGUAGCAUGUUGGGAUGAGCCUUAUGAUCCAGGUGCAUCCUUCAUGAAAUUUGAGAGCUACACAUGCUUAGCUUAGGAAGAUACUGACUGACUAAUCACCAAAAGCCCAUCAAAAUUAGGAGUUUGCAAAGAGUUUUUGACAGACAACCAUUUAUUCUGGCAAAAGAUCCAGUAGCCCAUUAUAUCCAUCUAUUUCCUCUUUCUACAGAAACAUGCUAUUUUUCACUUUAUGUAUGCCAAAUACAUAUUUGGUAAACCUUAAUAACUCAGUAUAAUACUAAAGACGAAGGUGGUAACUAUAUGUAAAAAUUAAAAUAUUUUUCACAUUCCACAAUAAGAAUUUAAAAUAAGAUUUGUGUUUUUGGAAUAAUGCUUGACUAGAAUCACUGGUCUAAAACGACUGACCAAUUUGGUAGCCUCUUUCCCCAUAUUUGGGUAAUUUUCUCUAAGAAUUUUGAAGCAGGUUAUAGAGCCAUUAUUUAACCUUGAUGACAAAGAUAGUGGCCCCAUCAUCUUUUCCUUCUUCCCUUGCAACAAAAUGAGAAUUUCCUUAAAUCCUUCUGAAAGCCUAAUAUCUUUGCCUAGUGCCAUGGAGUGUAAGUUUGCAUGUGGAUUUGAGUUUGGUUGUUGCUGUGUUUGGACACAGAAUAUUACUGCUUCCUGGAGGGUGUCUUCUUGUUGACCAGGUAGACUCUGCCUUGUGCUCAUCAUUUGAAUUCUGGCAUUUGAUGUAGGCUGGAUUUUUAGUCUCUUUUUGUCUGUCUGCCUGUCCGAUAACCUCUACCAGAUGUGGGUGUCCUAUUAUGGAUGUAGGUACCAGGGAAGGACUUGAAUAUGCAAACCUCGCUUCUCUUCUGCCUUAAUAGGAACAAUACGUUUCAUUGCUGAAAAGAAGUUCUUUCAGUAUCUGAAUUUAAAAAACAAAAAAAUCUCUUUUGCCAGGCUCCCACCUUAGAGGAAGAGCACCCCCAUGAAAGAAUGCUACUAGUUUUUCUUCACCAAAAUCUGGUUCCAUGUUUGAGAUGAUCUUUAAACACCUUUAUGGACAAAUUUAAAUGUUAGACAUUAGAAAGCUUAAGAUCCCCAGAAUGCUAGCAUGAAUGCCACUGCUAAUCAAAAUAAACUACUAAAGAAUCUUUCCGCCAUCAGAGUAAAAGCCAUGACAAUUGUAUUCAUGUAAAACUAUCCAUAAAUAAUUGUCCGCUACACUCUUCUCUAACCCCACUCCCUCCAGGGAGGCAAACUUUAACAUUAUUUUCCUUUCCCAUAGCACGAUAUUAUGUAUACACAUGCCAAUUUUACAAGAAAUUAAUAAUGUCACCCAAGAUUUCAUCAAAGUGGGAUAAACAAUAUACAAGUUAUUUUUUACUCAUCCACAAAAAUCUCUGUACCUUUGAGCAUGCCAAAAACUAUCUAAAAUUGUCACAGUUAAACAAAUGAUUGUCAUAUUUAUACUCACAAGUUUACUGCUUCUAUUUAGAGUUUGAAGAAUUUACCCAGAGCAACAGUCCUCAAAAUGUCUUCGCUAAUGCAUCUAAAAAGCAGUUGCUUUGGCAUUGCCUCAACAUCACAAAAAGUCAACUUGACAUUAUGGGACAGGCGAAAUCUGAGUUUCUUCUGCAAUUCAAAUUGCAUGCAUUAAGAGAGACCUUGAAUCUCUUUAUCCACAAAUGUUUCCAAGCUUUUGCAAGGAUUUCAUAUAAGCAUUUUACUUGUCACAGUUUUCAUUUUGCCUCUGUCGUAGCUCAUCCAAGACGGCUUCUGCCUGUAACACUCAAUCAGUGUAUGCUAACACUCUCCAAAAUACUAAAGCUUCCAGCUCUCUCACCACUUACUUGAAUUGAUCCAUCCAUGGUAGACAGCGAUAUUUGGGUAAAUAAGUAUUUUCUUAAGGCUUUUUUGUUAGGUGCUGCUGUGUGCCAGGCAUCUUUUAGAGAUAAAAACUGAUAGUGAAGAGUGAUUAAGGACUGGCCCAAGGCCAAGAAGGAACCGGGAUUCAAUCCUGGGUCUCCCUAACACUAAAGGUCUUUGUUGUUUUUUUUCUUUCACAUCACCCCUGCCUCAUAAACAGUGGGGGUAAAAGCCACCCCCCACCCCCACCCGCUUGGGACCGGGUAUGCUGAGGAUACUUAACCAUACCCAAACUUUUUAAUGUUUUGUUUCUUUGGGAUUCGCCUUCUAAUUAACUUCAGUUAAUAUGCUGCCAAUCUUCAUUCCAGCCAAACCCAAGAGCAGGUCAUAAAUGAAAGGGUUUGGUGCCCACAAUUCCAUUAGACUGCGUCACUUUCUUAGUGAUCAUGGCCUGGAAUGUUAUUCAGGACUUGCAAGAAGGACAAAUUAUAUCAAAUUGAGAGAAGAUGGGCAUAUACAAGAAUGCAGAGGAGGCCACAUUGGCCUACAACAGCACAGCACAGCUGCGGAUGCGACACACACUGUGUAGUGUGCUGACGUUGUUGAUUACCAAGCACAGUUAAUCAGCACACUUUCGGGAAGUAGAUCCCUUUUUAAAGUAAAUAAAAACAUAUACGACACCACUCUUCUCAGCUGUGUUCCAACAUUUUUUUUUUUGAGUUGGAGAAAGAAAGAAGGAAUGAUAGGUAUUUCACCAGGAUUACACAGCGCUCAGAGAGUAUGUGUUAAGCGCAUGAGGGUCAUGUCUGUCGCGGUGGGGUCAUGGUUCAGAAUGCUGACUUCCAGGUAGCCCCAGACCUAGGUAACUUAGUAGAUGGCAUCCCCAUGCUCCUGGAUUUCCUUUCACAAAUGAAAGUUCUACGUCCUGAGCAUCUUGGCUCCCCUGCCUCUACACAGUGAAUCAUCCCGUAGACCUGACUGAGUAGGUUUUACGGUUAUGGCCUGGGUGUGACAACAUUUUAGGAACUAUUUGCUUAGAAAGGUAAUUAUUCAGUCUUUAAUUACAGCUACUUCCUCACAGCUUGGCACACAUUCUCACUUGUUUCUGGGGCUGGUUCUGCUCAGGUCCUCUUGCCAAAAGAGAUGCUGCCUCUGCAUAAGGGAGUACUUGUUGAGUUAAUUAAGGAAACAGCCCUGCUCAUCAGCAAAGGGAGAAGGGAGCCCAAGUGCAUGGAAGGUAAACUCUGCAAGCAAGAACAGGGGGACGAAAAAGAAGGCAGAGGUGGUAACUAUGGAGACAACAUCAGAAGUAUGCUCACUUGUUACUCUGGUUUCUUUUUACACUACUAGGACUUUUAAGCAUGAAACCACCUGCACACAGCUCCAGUGGAGCCCGGUUGGAACGGUUUGCAUCUGCUCCUUAUCUACAAACUGUGCUGUGGAGCAGGGCUGAGCCCAGGCUGCUGCGGGGUCCACCAUCUUCAAAAAGCAAUGGCAGCAGUGGCCUCCAGGCCUCCAAAGUCCCUGCAAGAUGAGUGAGUGGAGAUGACCACUGGGGGACGGGGCUGGCAAAAACAAGUCAGGAUUUCAGCAGAGGAUCCCCGGCCCCUGGCCAGUGCUCCCAUCAGCGUUACCUCAUUCACGCUCCCCCAGACCCAAAUGUCAGGGGGCCUGAGGAUGGACCUUAUCUGCUCUGUGGGGGCUGUUGAGAAAGAGAAGGAAGACUUAACCACGGACACUGCUCAAAGGCAGGAAGGAUGGUUCAGUAAUAUGUUGCUGCAACUGAUGAGCAAGGAACUGCCCUAAAGCUGAUGCUUAGUGGUUUCCAAAGACAAAGUAGUUGUCUUUCCUUUUCGUGUGGCUCAGGAGUUAUUACAUUACUUUCUGUCCCUAUCAUAGACGACACCGCCACGGCAUACGCUGGAGGCGAUUAUUGCUAAAUUAUGAGGAAUUCAAACUUAAUUAGGUAAAAAAAAAAUCUAAGAGCAAAUUUGUACUGUAUUUGGAGAAAAAAAUAAUAAUAAAGGCACUAUUAAAAAGCCUGAAUAUAGUAGGUGCAUUUAGAUGCAAUAUUAAAGACGUGAACACAGAGAAUCCCAACGUUAGUUUAAUACACCCUUCUGUUUAUCCAAUACUUCAUGCUUGUCAAAGUACUUCUGCUCGUCUCAAGUCAUUCCUGAUUAUUAUUCCAUAAUACAGAUUCUCUGCGCUUAGCAUAUGAAGAAACAAGGUGGAUGGGGAGAGGUUUAAGGAUUUCUUUGAAUAGCCCCAAAGCCAGCCUCUGACUCCUUUUUCCAUGAGCCUUCAAUAUCCCCAAGGUCCACUGUGUUUCUUGAGACCCUGACUUGCAUAUUUUAUUCCUUCCUUGCUGAUCCAUAUUUUCAGCUUGAUUUGCACCUUCUCUCCUGCUCCAGCUCAGCCAGACACUGGGCAGUACAAGUUUGUUCUAGGAGCCCAGCGCUUGUUUGUCUAUGCUUCUCUCAUUGGUUAAAAGACAAGAUGAUGCCAUUCUGCUCACUCCCUAGAUAGGCAGCAGGCGAGCUAAGGAAACAGCAGGGCAGGGGGCUCUUGGCUUGCACGAAGGGUGACACACAAAGCAAAGCCAGCAGUGACUGACACCUUAAGGACCUCAGGAAUGCAAAGGUCCCAAAGGUUGUUUCAAGACACUCCUUUCCCAAGGAGCCUGAGGGUCCCUGUAUACACCCUGAUCGCGACCGCCAAUCAGCAAGCCUCUCACUUCCUCUCCUGCACCAGAAUGCACUUGGCAUGAAAAAGACCGAGAAGCACAGACAGUCCCCAGCUUAUGAGCUGGGCGUGUUCCAAGCUCAUUUGUUGCAAGUCAAAAAUGCAUUCUUCCAAGAGACUUUGUUAUAAAUGGAGGAGACGAAGGGUGUUUCCAGAUGAACCAAAGAAUAAAGAUCUAUUUAAUGUAUACCAGCGGGUGACAAACUUUUCCUGUAAAUGGCAAGAUAGUAAAUAUUUUAGGCAUUGUGAGCCACGUGCUUUCUGUCACAAAUUCUUCUUUGUUUAAUUUUUUUUUUUUGACAACCCUCUAAAACUGGAGACACCAUCCUUAGCUCACAGGCAUGGGCCAGAUUUCGCCAUGAGCCAUAAUUUGCCAUCCCUGAUCUACGUAUCACUAGCUUACAGUCUAGUGCGAAUAAUGCUAAGCAGUGGGUUUUGGUGUUCAACACGCAAGCAUCUGUUUUUAAAUAUGCCAUCGACACAUCCCCACUUGACUACAUUAGUGUUCCCAACCUGCAUGAAUUGUUAGAUAAAGCGACAAUAUUCAAGGGUGCGACCUGUCCACCCAAAAGGAACACUUUAGGAUAUCACUGUGAUUUUCUAGAGGCAUCAGGAUAAGAGGGAAGCCAGCACCACCCCCUCCCACUGUUGGAUUCUGUAGAACAGGCAGGUCAGCAGAGCCCAGGGGAGUCCACGGAGUCUCUCGGCUCUUUACCUCAUUGGCAAUAUCCCCCCCAGCACUGCCUGGCUGGCUCUGAGAGCAAACACAGCUGACAGGUACCAUUUGACCAGAGUCCAUGUGAAGUCCCUCCCAGGCCCCUGCUGAUCCCCACAGGCUUUCCAGCCACACUCAACCCCUCGGGAAGGCCUCCUGACCACAGUGUCCCUUCUCUCCAGCGCCUCUUUUGAUGCCCUGUUUUGUGGUGAGCUCCAGGGGAGACCCUCCAAGGCCCAAGUGCAGGGCACUGUGGUCAGGCCUUCCCGAGGGGCCAAGUGUGGCCUGAAAGCCUGUGGGGAUCAGCAGGCUGCAGACAUCUGGGAGGGACGUCAGGGCGUUGUCCCAAAGACAAAUACUGGUUUCUAACAGGUUUCUUCUCCUCCACCUUUUUCUUCUUCUUUUCCUUUUUGUUUAAGUCUGAAAUUGCCUAAGUAGACUCGAAAUGGAAUUACUAUGGGAAAAACGUAGUUAACCUCCCCUGGGAUGACAAAGCCUUAUUUCUCUGAGCUAACACUUUGUCGGGGUGUGUGUGGGGGUACCUCCUCUCCCCGGUGCUGACAGGCAAUGAGGGAGAGCGAGGCGUUCUCGGUGGGGAGCUAGGUGUGCAGUUCCCGUGGCCUGGGGCAGGAUAGGGUGUCUGCAGCGUUGAGGAAUUAGACUUUCCGACCAGCUCGGGCUGGGGUCUGAAAUGGUGACGGAUGCAGAACUGAUAUGGAAAGACCUGGAAGGAUCGAGGCCAGUUAUGGCACCAUGGCCUCCACUGGGCAGAGAAAGGAAGGCUUGGGCCACCACUGUGUGGCAGCUUCCCUUCCCUGCUCCUGUCCCCUGUCUGGCUUGAUCCUUUUCCUUUCUUCUCUCCAGCUCCUGUCCUUUUCCCUUCCUCUCUGUACAUCAUUCCACCCUCCACGUCUUGCCAAAUUUACAGGCAAUGACCAACGGUGGGGUGAGUGUCCUUACUCCAGUGGGUGCCAGGUCCCGUGAGAUACAGUGUUCCACGCAUAGCCGUGGGUGACAAGGUGGGGCUUCCCUCGGCACCUCCGUCCCCUGCCCACAUCAGGCAUCAGGCCGGGCAGCGGGGCACUGAGAGCUUGGCCCUCGCAGUCUCCAGGGAGCCCAGAGCAGGAGACAGGCCCGCAGGGUACGGGCACCCUCAAGGCCCUCCCCAAGGACUUUUAACCUCUAUCCACAUUGCUGUCUUUCUAUUCUUAUACUAUUAAUGCCGAAUGAAGGGCACACACGUAUGUGUAAGUCACGUUUGAGAAAGAGCUGGUAGUCAGGAGUGAAGUGGUGUCUGUCCCCUCCCCCAGACGUGUCCGUCUUCUUACAGCUGCCACCCCUCACCCACUGACAAUUUAAAACCCUCUGACAGUUUUUAAAGCCUCACAAAGUCACCUUCUCUUUCUCUUCUUACUCAUCCUUUGUCUCUUGACUUUGUGGGGUUUGUGUUUUUUUCCGUUUCACUUUCCCUUAAGUCCUUCAAAGCCCUGAUUAAUCUCGUAAAGUAAACUUGGUCUCAUGUUAGCAUGAAGCAAUGAUUAAUCAGCCAGAAGGUGGAGCCUAAGCUGAACUCAGCUGGGUGAAAGGCGUUCCUUCUUUCCUGGUGCUCAGGGCUCCCUGUCUCUGUCUCGCCAGCCCAUCUGCUCCUGGAACUUGUUCACAGGCUCGCUCUAUCCUCUUAUCAAACCCUUGCACCAGGAGCCUUUCUACUCCAAGCGAAGGGUCCUCCCUCCCAAAUGUGCCCCUGCUUCUGCUGGCAUAGCUCAAUGCAUCUGCAAUCUCCCUGUGCUCAGGCUGUCAUAGCAAAGUACCACAGGUUGGGUGGCUUAAACGACAGACACUUAUUCUCUCACAAUGCUGGAGUCUGGAAGUCUGAAAUCAAGGUGUUGUCGGGGCUAUUUCCUCUGAGGCCUCUCUCUUUGGCUUGCAGAUGGCUGCCUUCUCCCUGUGUUUUCAUAUCAGCUUCCCUCCCAUAUGUCUGUGUCGUAAUCUCUUCUUCUUGUGAGGACACCAGUCAGAUUGGAUGAAGGCCCAUCUAAUGACCUCAUUUAACUUCAGUCACCUCUGCAGAGACCGGAUCUCCAAACACAGCCACAUUCUGAAGUCCUCGGGGUUAGGAUUUCAAAAUAUGAAAUUUAGAGGGACACAAUUCAGCCUAUAACACUUUCCUUCCCACUCUCUCUUUUUAGCCCAUAAAAAUUGAUUUAUAGUUCUUUUCCCAGAUCAGAAGUUCAAGUUCAGCACUUCCUAACCACCCUAAGUUCCUACAGCAACUGUAUGCAAAAUGCAUUUGGCAACUAAUCGUGCACUUUAGUAUGAUCUUUCUGUUGCUUUUUAAAAUGUACACCUAUUUUUUUUCUCACUUUAAAAUAUACUUUACACUGUACCUAUAUAGGUUCUGUCUUCUCAACUAGAUUAAAACUGGAGGGCAGGAACUGUCAUAUCAUUUUGUAUGCCCAUUGCUGUCCUCGGCCCUUGGGUGGUCAUAUCUGAGGACCGGGAUCCCUCCUGAGCAAGGAGAGCGGGGACAACGAGGAGCAAGGGACAAGAUCCACGCAGUCGUUACAGGCAGGGGCUGGGAGACGAGGUUCCCGGGGACUUUUGAUACCAGAUGACCCCCUGGGCUUCUGAACAGUUACAGUGAGAUUCUCAUCAGAGGUGCAGAGCACAGCCUUGGGGAAUCCCAGGUGAGUGCUACCUCGAGUCAGGCAAGCCCAGGAGUCCCCCAGGAGACAACUGCAUCCAGAGAAACAGAGCUCCAUCACUGAAUGAGACAGACCCUAGACCCUGAGAUCAAGGUGAGUCAGCAAGACGGGAUCAAGAACCAAUGGCAGAACUCAGCCCCGGGAGAUGGGUCACUGAGGCGCCCAGAGAAGGCUGCGGUCACUGUGGGGCCCCUAUCCUGGUGAUGGGUGAGUAAACGCUAUUUCAGUGACAUCUGCCUUCCAUCGGGAUGAGCUUGGAAAGGAGGUGCCAGCAAGCCUUAAGGUAGCUUUUCUCCUCCUUUGUCUCACAGCCUAAGUAGAGGAAAGGGAGCUACACUGACUUGAUUGGCUAUGAGGAUGCAGGCAGCCUUUCCUACUCAAAGGCAUUUAAUGCAGGCCUUCUGUCUCCCACUAGGACUGCCUAAGCCUCAGGGACCACAAUGGUACAGUCAUAACUGCUGCCCCACCUGCCUCUUGGGCACAGCUGCCCAUUCUGCGUGGCCUUAGGGUACCUGGGCCUGGUCAUCUUGCUUCUCUUAAGAAAUUCUGUCCCAUUUCUGUUUCAUCAACCCACCCGACCCCCUUACUGUAAACAAAUUUACUGCCCACAUGGUGCUUCCCUGACAGCAGUAGACUGAUGUCUUCUCUUUGCCUGGUUCCUGCUGAGAAGCAAAGAGCAUUUAUCCUCAUUUGGAAGAAUCGAGACUGCACUCACUGCAUUGCAUCUGCUGUCCUGCUUUUGGGGCAGAGAAUAAUGCUGCUUUGGUUUCCUGUCCCCCUGUCCUCUCCCCAGGGACACUGACAUUAAAAGGGUUUCUGGUCCCACAUGAUCCACAAGGAAUGCCCUUGUUGUCUAGAAUAAUGUGGUUCACCAGCUUCAGUACGAUCUGGAAAUCACAAGAGGGAAAAAAAUAACAUGACAAGGCCUGCCUACAAAACUAUUAAGUGUAUUUAGGCCAAAACCAUCCCAAAACAGGUCUGAAUGAGUGUAGCAAUGGUUUGUUGAUUUAUCCACUCAAAAAACCCCUUUCUCCCCUAUUCUGGUCCCCAUUCCUUUUGCUAAAUCCAGCCUUAGCUUUCAUAAUGAAAAGAUUUCAGCUCUGCAGCUUGGCUAAUUAAAGUCUCAAGGGUGAGAAGGCCCUGGACUCAUUAAUCAAAAGCUGAAUGCCUCAGUCCACAGUGCCUCCCGCACCCAGCCCCUGUGUCAUAGCAGAGGUGACAGUCAUUGUAAAGAGCAGGGAAAGAGAGAGCAUGGGUGAAUGAGUGGGCAAACGACCCGCUUUAAUCAAAAAUAGGGAUACCCAAAUUCAGUCUGGCAAAAUAGGGAGACUAUUAAAAAGUAAGCUGAUGAGGUAUUUUUAAGAGCAAAACAAGCAAGUAUGACAAAUAUUUAAGUAACAACUCAUGGCUAGUUAUCUACAUACUUUCUUAAAGGGGGUAAACAUUUAUUAGGAAGCAAUUGAAUUAAAAAUAGUGGGCGCCCACACUUGCUGUUGUCUCCAGCAGUUCACCGGACCCUCUGCUUCCUUAUUCUGAACAUCACACACACCCCUCAGACCUAAACUUAGGCAUGUGAGCGCUGACAUUCCACAACAGAGAUUUUGCUUCAGCCUUUAAAGCCUGAACCCAAACACAUGCUAUCUUCAUCAGAUGUGGAAGGAGGAAAAUAGCUUGUCGUCUCUGGGGUAUAACAAGUCACAAGCAGUGCACUUUCCCGUAUUACGACGCCGACUGAACCCAAUACUGCAGGCCAUGAAAUGAGUUUGCACGGUGACGAAGUAUGCAGCGAUACACUGGGAAUAGCAAAAAUUACAUUUUGGAGCAUUUACUACGUGCCAAGCCCUUUGCACAUUUUGAUAUGGUAAAAGGUAAGACCUUACAGUUACAUUACAAAACCAAUGUUUUCACACUGAGAACCCAUACAGUGAUAUGGGUGUGAAAAGAGGAAAGACAGGAACAGCUGUAGGGAGUUCGGGGAAGGGAGAAAAACUGGGAAAAGCUGAGCCUCCUGUGGACGUCUUCCUGGAGUUCACCUGUGCUGGCCACUCGCUUGCUAACCCCUUGGCCUGACCUUACCAGCUCCACCCAGAGCCAGUCACAGGAGGGGAACUCGAAGGAUCUUGUUAAGGGGUGCUGUGGGAAGAGCGGGCCUAAUUUCAGGCCCCAUCUCUGUACCUAACUGAUUGUGGACAAGUCAUGUGAGCCCUCUUGACCUCAUUUUCUUUGCCUGUGAAAUGGGGUAGGCAAAUGAAAUGGAGUAAAGCAUAUGAAAUCCUAGUAGGCCCCAGUAAAUGCUAGGCUAGCACUCUUUCCUGCUCUGCAUUUCCCCUCCCGAAUGCUAUCUAAAUAAAGCAUUGUUAUCAAUUAGGUCACCUUUAAGGUAUCUGAAAGCACUGAAAACUCCACAUGCAGGAAACGACAGAAUAAGUCUUUCCGUUUCCUUUGCUCUUUCUCCUAGUUGAGGUUAAGCUUCCAAAAGUUGGUCAUCACCACCAGCUCAAGACACAAAUGACCCUUUCAUUAGAAAGGAAGUACCAAACGGGUGUUGUACCAUUGUGUGGGUGCUUUCAUUCCUAAAUUGAGGGCACUAGACACCAAAUUCCAAGUUUUAGUUACUUCUUUCCCACCCCGAUUCCCCACUGUGCUAUUUUCUGUGAAUUGGAAAUAUCCCUGCCAGAACAUUUGCUUUAAUUUUUAAGAAUCAGACUCACUGUGUUAGUUUGAAGCUUUCCACCAAGCUUUCAGGCUAUAGACAGCCCCAAACAAAGGGACCCAGUGCUGGUGUUUGUAAUCUUUCUUACCUUGGCUACUUACUUGGCAUACGAAGUAUUUUGUUAUCAUAGUUGUUCUAUGAAAGACACUAUAUAGAAUGCUGUCAUUGUAUAAAAGAUGUGUGUGUGUUUGUAGAACCAAUGUUAGGAGAAAGAGAAGUAAUCCUGGCCACUGGAAGACAAUAGAGCAUUUAAAGCAAAGCUUGGGUUGAAAAUCAUCUCAGAAAAUAGAUCUGGGCAAUGCUUGGCCUGGAUAACUGUCAAAAGCAAGUAUUUACAAGACAAAACAGCAAAUUCCUAGGCGUGACCCAAAAGCAGCUUUAAUUUCAGCUGGAAUUGAAAGCUACAUCAUGGGAGCUCCAGCUCACGGUCGCAGCUCCAAUUUCAAGUGCUGCCAGUGAGAGCGGGGACAUGUCCGUGGACCCUUUAAAUGAUCUCCAGGACCCUCCUGAGCAGGUGGCUUGACAGGAAAGCCCAUCCUGCAAGCUCAGCUCACCAUGACUCAGCCUGUCUAGAGCAGUCAGCUGUCCUCAAAGGCUGUGUUUGGCAGGGACCUGCCACCAUCUCCCUGCCAAAUGGGCGCUCAUGACUCAGAAUCUCAAACCCGUUUUAAAUGGAAGGGAAAAGUCACUUUUGGGGAUGAGGUUCUUGUCCCAACUCUGCUUUGAACAAACACAGUCUACGUCUAUUUCGGUCUUCUGGGUUUGGAGAAGCAACUGCCUCUCCAAAAAAAGGGUGAACGGGCUGGUGUUGGCCCAAAUGAAAAAGCUCUUUCAGUGCUGGGAGAAGGAAAACAGAGCAUCCCCGCAUAGGGAACAGAAUGUGACUGGGCCGGCAAACAGGGAAACAAGCCUAGGCCGCGGUUGAUAAAGCGCCCGCUCUACCAAAGUCUGUUCUUGUAAAAAUGGAUACACUGGAUUGGGAGUAAGAAUUCUUCCUCUACAGAAGGAUAACAUUUUGGUCAUGUUGAUGCAUGAUGCCUAGUAUAUUAAAAGUAUUACUAUAAUUCAUUAAAGGUCCAUGUGUCGUGA